AUGACGAGCGACCGCUCGGCGCGUCCCGUCAACAGCGCCUUCUCGCGGCGGACGCUGGACGCUGCGCCGCUCGCCUCCGCCUUUGAGCGGGAGGGCUAUUUGCUGUUCCCACGGCUGCUGACCCGGCGCGCCACGGCGCAGGCUCAGCGGGCAGCCUCGCGCCUGUUGCGUCGCCGCCACGCGUCGGUGCCGUCCGGUUGGCUGCUCGGCCUCCACCAGCGCAACCAGCCAGAGCCGCAGCGGUGGGUCGAGCGCAUCGCCGCCGACCCAGCCGUCGCCCGUCUGGUGCGGGCCCUGCUCGGCGGCAGCCGGCCGGUGCUGGUCUCCUCGCAGCUCUUCGUCAAGCGCGCCGCCGGCCGCGCCGACGACGAGGCGGCGCCCUCCUCGGGCGAGGUGCCGUGGCACCAGGACGGCGCCGCGGGCGGUCACUCGCUCGCCAUCUGGCUGCCGCUCGACGCCAUCGACCCGACGGGACACAACGGAGGGCUCGCGGUGCUGCCGCGGCUGCACGCGAGCGGCCGGCUGCCCAGCGAGCCUUGCGAGGCGAACGCGGCCUCGUUCGACCGCAUCCAGCCCGAGGCGCUCGCCGGGCACGAGGCGACCGCCGUCCGGUACGCCCUCGCGGCCGGCGGCGCGGGGCUGCACGGCCCACUCACGCCACACUCGUCGCCCCCGAACGCGAGCGGCGCGGACCGGCGGGUGCUCGUGCUGCGCUACUGCGCGGCGGGUGCGCCGGCGGUGCGCGGCGAGCGGCUGUGGGCGCCAGGCGGCGCGGUCGCGGCCGCCGGCGGCGAGCCGCGCACGCAGAUCCCGUGCUGGUCCUCGGGCGAGCUCAUCGACCGGCAGGGCCUGCUGGUGGGCGGGGAGGGGGGGGCGGCAGCGCCGUCGCCGGACGGCGGCGGCAGCCCCAAUGAAAACGGGACGAAGCGGAAGCGAGGCGCGGGGUGA
Molecule: messenger RNA, 948 nt
Organism: Emiliania huxleyi CCMP1516
Lineage: Eukaryota; Haptophyta; Isochrysidales; Noelaerhabdaceae
Exons: 1
Coding region: 1-948 (315 amino acids)
Source: RefSeq, a predicted model, not a curated record